This is a messenger RNA of Arthroderma uncinatum, 1449 nucleotides long. RefSeq names its product COP9 signalosome complex subunit 3. The record is from RefSeq and is a predicted model, not a curated record. Gene Ontology annotation, cellular component: COP9 signalosome. Gene Ontology annotation, biological process: ubiquitin-dependent protein catabolic process. The coding region runs from base 1 to 1449 and encodes 482 amino acids. The transcript has 5 exons. Lineage: Eukaryota; Fungi; Ascomycota; Eurotiomycetes; Onygenales; Arthrodermataceae.
AUGGCUACUCAGCUGCUGCUGUCAUUCCCUCCCCCGACGGAGCUGCCAGACGCCGAAUAUGACCAGAAAAUCCGUGUGCUGUGUGCAGGUAUCAAGAAGCUAUCGCCUAGUGCGCUGGUCGGUCACAGUACGGCUGAACAGGGAAAUCAUCUCGACAUACUGGACCCUGCCAAACACUCCUUGGCAUAUCUACAGGUUCUGUUGGCAUACUACCAGAUAUCGCAGAAGCCGGGCAAGUUAACCAUCCCUGAUACCUUUCAGCCGGGAGGGGAGGCCUGGGGAAGGGCGCUGGAAUUCUUUGAAGUGUUUGACCCCAUACAAAUCCGAUAUGCGGGCCGUGACUUCACAAGGCUUGUCGAGACCAUUGCCCGGAUCGCAGAAUCCGUUUCGCGGCCUCUACUUGCUGUCCAGCCUCUGAAAAGUGCCUUGCUUCGGCUUGAUCCAUCAUGCUCGACACUGACGACAACACAUACUUUGUUUGUACGUACUUGCCUUAAGGCAAAGGCCUGCCGCGCUGCAUUGCCGGUACUAGAAAAGACCGUCUGCCAUAUCCCCGCAUCGGCAGAUAAAAUCUACCAUCAACGAGCCCAGAUUUAUCCUUGUGACAAGGACCAAUCUAGCGUCACAUACAUUACGGAUUCUUCCGGGCUGGCGGGAUCUCUCACCUACCGGACAUAUCUCGAAUAUUACCUGUAUGGAGCUAUGAUCUAUAUGGUUCGAAAGGAAUGGGAAAAUGCACUGCGGUUUUUGCAUCUUGUAAUUGUUGCGCCUGCCACUAAUUCAGUGAGCAAGAUCAUGGUGGAAGCAUACAAAAAGUGGAUUAUAAGUUCGUCUAUGCCACGAGGUACACCUCAAUAUGCGAUCAAAGCAUAUAAGAACUUGGCAAGACCGUACGAGGUGCUCGCUGAGAUCUUCCGGGAUGGCACAUUACAGAGGCUGGAGGCUGAAAUUUCGAUAGGGGCGGGAGUCUGGGACGAGGAUAACAACUCCGGCCUUGUGCGCCAACUUCCCGACGCAUAUCGUCAGUUCUCAAUACUUAAAUUGGAAAAAGUGUUUGCCGCGCUAUCAAUACCCGAUAUGGCAAGCAGAGUUUCGUCGGAGAGCACCUCUACAGCUGAACUGGAAGAGUUUGUGGCUACACUGAUAGCAAAAGGACAGUUGGAUGCACGUCUUGUCCAGGCCUCAGAUCCGUCUGGGGCAUCCGUACUUCGCUUUGGCCGGACCAAUAAAGCCAUGGACCCGUACUUAGAAGCCCGGCUGUGGGAAGACCUUGUCAAAGAGAAGAUCCGCAUCAAAUCAAUGAUAAAGAAUGUCGCGAGGGCGGACUUGAAACUGGAGCUGGGUGGUGACUACAUUGAAGGGUUGGGGAAAUCUCAGCGGAGAGCCGAGCAAGUAGCCCACAGCCGUACCUCCGCCUUUGAUGAAGAUAUCAUGGGUGUGUCACGUUAG